AUGACCAACCUUGUAUUUACAACACCAGAGUUACUAAUACUCAUUGGUGAUUAUAUUGAACUUGUAAAAAACUCUACAUAUUUUCAUCUAAUGCUAGUCUCUACGUUUUGGUGUACUAUAUUUGUAAAAAGAUUGUGGGAAAACCUAUAUCGUGAUUUAAGCUAUAAACAUUAUAAACUUUUAUUAAAGUUUAUGAUACAGUGUAUGGAAUCAUAUUCUAAUAAGAAUAUUCAACCACCUACAUUUAGAUACUUGUCAUUUAUUAAAGCAUUGACUAUUAGUAAAACUUUAUCUGAUUCAUUGAUUGAAUGUAUAUGCAAACAAUAUGGAGUUUUGAAGCAUAUAAAAUAUUUUCACGAGUUGCCAUCUGAUACUCUAGGAAUAUUCAAGAGUAGAAUUAGUGCCGAUACUUUUAUCACAUUAAACCUUCGUUUAUGUGAAUAUAGUGAUAAACUGCCUUUUGACGGUACUACAAAAAUAAGGGAUUUGUCAAUACUCUAUAAUGCCACAACGUAUGAUAUCGAGAAAUUAUUUUCACAUGUAAUAAAAUUAACCUUAAAAGAUGCUUAUAAUAUUAGAACAUUUGAUUUUAAAGAAUUUAAAUGUUUGAAAUUUCUUACUGUGAUAUGA
Molecule: messenger RNA, 630 nt
Organism: Scutellospora calospora
Lineage: Eukaryota; Fungi; Glomeromycota; Glomeromycetes; Diversisporales; Gigasporaceae
Source: the annotation of a GenBank genome assembly